This is a messenger RNA of Racocetra persica, 212 nucleotides long. Lineage: Eukaryota; Fungi; Glomeromycota; Glomeromycetes; Diversisporales; Gigasporaceae. The record is from the annotation of a GenBank genome assembly.
CUGAAUCUACAGAAUCUAUUAUUUUUGUUAAACCUACUACAUCUAUUUCUGUAUCUAUUGUAUCAAUUAAAUCUGGUGAAAUAUCAAUAUCUACAACCAAGUCUACUAAAUCAACAUCUAAAAAAACUAAAUCUAAAGCAAUAUCUAGAAGAAUUAAAUCUAAUACUAUAUCAAAUAAUACAACUAUUAAGAAAACUAAACAAUCCUAUUAG